AUUCACAACCUUUUCUCAAGCUUCAAACAUUAGUUCCUAGCUUCAAGAAACCAAUUAGUUGCCUGCAAUGGCAAGUGCAAGCAGACCCUCACUCCUACAAGUUCAGCCUCCCAGAUAUGGGAAUCUUAUAACUGUUCUUAGUAUAGACGGGGGAGGAAUUAGGGGAAUCAUUCCUGGAGUUCUUCUCACUUACCUUGAAUCUCAACUUCAGCAUCUAGAUGGUGAAGAUGCAAGGAUUGCAGACUACUUCGAUGUGAUUUCUGGGACCAGCACAGGUGGUCUGAUUACGGCCAUGUUAGCAGCACCCGACGAAAACAACCGGCCACUAUUCGCGGCCAAAGAUAUUGUGCCUUUCUACCUUGAUAACUGCCCUAAGAUAUUUCCACAAUCAAGAGGAUUGUGUGCCACAGUGACAGAUCUAGUUAAAGUUCUAAUAGGACCAAAGUAUGAUGGGAAGUAUCUGCACAAGCUAAUAAGAAGCAUAGUAGGGGACAAAAGAUUGAGCCAGACCUUGACAAACGUGAUUAUUCCGACUUUCGACAUCAAGACACUUCUUCCUGUCAUCUUUUCCACUUAUCAGGUGGCAAGCUAUCCAGUCAAGAACGCAAAACUUUCAGACAUUUGCAUCGGAACAUCAGCAGCCCCUACUUACUUUCCUGCCCACUAUUUUGAGAACCAUCAACAAGGGGAAACCAAUAAGUUUAACCUCAUCGAUGGUGGUGUGGCCGCCAAUAAUCCGGCUUUGGUUGCCAUUACUGAAGUGACAAAACAAAUCAUGAGAAAGAAUCCAGAUUUCUCAGAGGUUCAGCCCUUGGAACUAUACGAACGAUUUCUACUGAUCACGUUGGGGACGGGUUCAAACAAGAGUGAACUGAGAUACAGUGCUAAGAUGGCUUCCAAGUGGGGGAUUCUGAGCUGGUUAUACGAUGAUGGCUCUAGUCCUUUAGUGAAUUCUUAUAAUGAAGCAAGUUCGGAUAUGGUUGCUUACCACAACUGUGCGAUUUUCGAAGCCCUUCAAUCUGAAAACAACUACCUCAGGAUUGAUGAUGACACACUAACUGGAGAUCUGUCUUCAGUGGAUAAAGCUACAAAGGAGAACUUGGAAAAUCUAGUGGAAGUUGGAGAGCAGUUGCUUAAGAAACAAGUUUCACGUAUGAAUCUGGAUACAGGUCUUUAUGAACCAGUUGAAAAUGGUGGCACCAAUGAAGAAGCACUUCAAAGGUUUGCAAAGGUACUUUCAGAUGAAAAGAAAUAUAGGGAGUCGAAAUCACCAAGGCCGAAGGCAAAGUAAUAGUACUAGUGGAGUCCCUGCGAGUCUGCUGUUGGAAACUAUUGUAAAUAUACUAUACAAAAGUAAUAUGUUACCACAUAUCUUCAUCUACAGAGUUCCUACUAUUGAUAAUUACUGUACUGUACUGGUGGACCUCUUGGGUCUCUUUUGUAUGUCAGUUUCGAUUCACCUAGUUUGAUUUCUUCGUAGGUCUUUUUGGGUGGUUUGGUUUGGUUGGGGCCUUUUGUAAAUCGUAAUAAUUCAUUAAUGCUUAUGUUAAUCUAUCC
Messenger RNA from Fragaria vesca subsp. vesca, 1557 nucleotides. RefSeq names its product patatin group A-3-like. The transcript is spliced from 7 exons. Gene Ontology annotation, molecular function: glycerophospholipase activity; monoacylglycerol lipase activity. The record is from RefSeq and is a predicted model, not a curated record. Bases 68 to 1291 code for a protein of 407 amino acids. Lineage: Eukaryota; Viridiplantae; Streptophyta; Magnoliopsida; Rosales; Rosaceae. Gene Ontology annotation, biological process: lipid metabolic process.